Dentiscutata erythropus is the source of this 165-nucleotide messenger RNA. The record is from the annotation of a GenBank genome assembly. Lineage: Eukaryota; Fungi; Glomeromycota; Glomeromycetes; Diversisporales; Gigasporaceae.
AUGCAAAAAUGUAAAACAAAAUUUGGAAAUAAAACAGCAUUCUCAAUAUUAGCGCUAUAUCUAGAAUUACAUAGUAUUAUAAUACCAAAACAACCUAAAAAUAAAUUUGCAUAUAAAGAUUAUUAUGCUCUUUAUACAAAAGAAAAACAUCAAGAGUAUAAUAAU